Molecule: messenger RNA, 1263 nt
Organism: Penicillium alfredii
Lineage: Eukaryota; Fungi; Ascomycota; Eurotiomycetes; Eurotiales; Aspergillaceae
Product: fatty acid desaturase
Exons: 3
Coding region: 1-1263 (420 amino acids)
Biological process (GO): lipid metabolic process
Source: RefSeq, a predicted model, not a curated record
AUGGAUCCUGCAACAUUCAAGGAUCCGCAACUUACCCUCCCGGAUCAGCUGGUGAUCGAAACUUUUCUGCAAGAUCCCAGCCUCAAGAGCAAACCAAGUGCACAGCCGCUUGAGGGAACGCUGAGUACUGAAGAAACUAUUCAGAAACUCCACUCUCUUAAUAAUGAUUCUCAUCCCGACUUCGAUCCCACUGUUUUUCAGUUCUGGGACACUCCGCUUCUGAAGAGCAAGCUGCCCAAGGUCAUUCAGCGGUAUAUUCUGCAACCGUAUAUCGUCUGGGGCCAGAGUAUCGUGCGCUUCAAGACGGAUGUGGUUAUGUUGACACAUCUUCUCCUCUAUUUUACCACUCUGGUUCCCAGCGCGGCAUUGCUGUAUUAUCGCUUUUCCUGGCUCCAUGGUGUUUUCCAUUGGGCCAUGCAACUGUGGUUUUGUGGAGCAUUCACCCUGAUGAAACACCAACACAUCCAUAUGAAUGGCGUUCUGGCACCAAGUUAUUGGCUUGUCGACACGCUGUUCCCUUAUCUCCUCGAUCCCAUGUUGGGACACACCUGGAACUCUUAUUUUUACCAUCACAUCAAGCAUCACCACGUCGAGGGCAACGGUGAGAAUGAUCUGAGUACUACCAUGUUCUACGACCGCGACAGCGUCUUCGACUUUGCACGCUAUGUCGGCCGAUUCGUCUUUUUCAUCUGGCUGGAGCUGCCGUUGUAUUUCUGGAGCAAGGGUCAGCUCAAGUACGCCUUCAAAGCCGCAUUCUGGGAGCUGAGCAACUACGCCUCCCUCUAUCUGCUGUAUAAUUAUGUCAACUCUCACGCCACCUUAUUUGUCUUUAUUCUUCCGCUGGUGGUUAUGCGCUUUGGUCUGAUGGUGGGGAACUGGGGCCAGCAUGCGUUGGUUGAUCCGGUAGACCCUGACUCGGAUUAUCGGUCCAGCAUCACGUUGAUUGAUGUCCCCAGCAACCGGUUUUCCUUCAAUGAUGGGUAUCAUACUUCCCACCAUCUGAACCCGCGCCGCCACUGGCGCGAUCACCCUGUGGCUUUUGUGAAGCAGAAAGAUCGUUAUGCCGAGGAAAAAGCGUUGGUGUUUCGGAACAUUGAUUUUAUCUUCCUCACUGUGUAUCUGCUGCGCAAAGACUACAUGCACCUAGCAAAAUGCCUGAUCCCCAUGGGUGACCAAAUCGACAUGACCCUCGAACAGCGGGCAGACAUGCUGCGAAGUCGGGCCCGUCGAUUCCCGAAGCCCUCGUCCAAGAAACAUUCCUAA